AUGACUUUUAUUCCUGAUUUAAUUCAAAACUUAUCUGGCAACCCAUAUUUUGGAGCUGGGUUCGGCCUUUUUGGAGUUGGAGUUACAGCAGCUGUAGCUCGAAAAAUGUUAUUAGGACUUACUAUCAUGUUAAGAAGACGUUGGAUGAUGACCUUAGAAGUGCCUUGCAGAGAUAAAAGCUACCAAUGGCUUCUUCAGUGGAUAACAGAAAAGGCAGCGAGACAGACCCAACAUUUGAGUGUUGAAACUACUUUUGAGCAAAAGCAUACUGGUUCUGUAAAAACUAAAUAUGACUUUAUUCCUUCAAUAGGCACUCAUUUUUUUAGAUACAAUGGCAAUUGGAUAAAGGUUGAUAGAACUCGAGAGCAACAAACCCUUGAUUUACAUAUGGGGAUUCCAUGGGAAACAGUUACAUUGACUACCCUUGGAAGAAAUAAAGCUUUAUAUUAUAAUAUAUUAGAGGAAGCCAGGCAAAUGGCUUUAAGAAAGCAAGAAAAUAGAACUGUAAUGUAUACUGCAAUGGGUUCUGAAUGGAGACCAUUUGGACAUCCGAGAAAAAAAAGGCCUUUGAAUUCUGUAGUGUUGGAUGUAGGUGUCAAAGAAAGAAUACUUCAAGAUUGUUUAGAAUUUAUUAAUAACCCUUUGUGGUAUACUGACCGAGGAAUACCAUACAGACGUGGCUAUCUACUUUAUGGUCCUCCCGGAUGUGGUAAAAGCUCAUUUAUAUCAGCCCUUGCUGGAGAAUUACAAUUUGGGAUAUGUGUUUUAAAUUUAUCGGAACGUGGUUUAUCUGAUGAUAGAUUAAAUCAUUUAUUGGCUGUUGCUCCUCAAAACACUAUUUUACUUUUAGAAGAUAUUGAUUCAGCUUUUCUUUCAAGGGAAAAUUUUGUGGAAGGUAAAAAUCCUUAUGAAGGUCUUAGUCGAGUAACUUUUAGUGGAUUAUUAAAUUGUUUAGACGGCGUUGCUUCAGCUGAGGCCAGAGUACUUUUUAUGACUACAAAUUACAUAGAAAGGCUGGAUCCAGCGUUAAUCAGACCUGGAAGAGUAGAUGUUAAAGAAUUUGUAGGAUAUUGUUCACCUUAUCAAGUAGAACAAAUGUUUUUAAGAUUUUAUCCUCAAUUUGCUGACGAUUCAAAAGAAUUUACAAAAAAAGUUAUGAGUCACAAUAAAAAAUUAAGUGCUGCUCAAUUGCAAGGAUAUUUCAUGUUUUACAAAUCAUCCGGUGAUAAAGUUCUUAAUGAAGUUGAUAAUAUUUGGCACCUUAACUAA
This is a messenger RNA of Pediculus humanus corporis (human body louse), 1269 nucleotides long. RefSeq names its product mitochondrial chaperone BCS1, putative. Lineage: Eukaryota; Metazoa; Arthropoda; Insecta; Psocodea; Pediculidae. Gene Ontology annotation, cellular component: mitochondrial inner membrane. Gene Ontology annotation, biological process: protein insertion into mitochondrial inner membrane from matrix; mitochondrial respiratory chain complex III assembly. Gene Ontology annotation, molecular function: ATP hydrolysis activity; ATP binding. The coding region runs from base 1 to 1269 and encodes 422 amino acids. The transcript is spliced from 7 exons. The record is from RefSeq and is a predicted model, not a curated record.